CAGUUUGCGCAGCCCUGAAAAUGUCGGCUGGCUGAUAUACGUUUUCUGUUAUCAUGAUAAAAUUGAUUUCUCUUGGUUGUAUUUAAACGCAGUUACUAACCAUCGUGAAUUAUAUUCUAACUGAGACGUGGAUAUUUUGUGCACCGAUCCGACUCUAUAUUGAAUCGAUCGGUUAUAUUAGGAACCAUAAAAAGUAUAUUUGAUUAAUCGGGCGACAAGACCUUAAUGUCAAGCCACUUUGGUAUUGGGAGGGCCGAGGACGUGUGCCAAAAUGAAGAAACUAUUCUCAAAAAUCGACAACACGUCGAAAGAGCCCAGCGGUUAUUUGGGAAAAGUGUUCGUUGUCGGACGACAUACAGUGACCGUCGAGGAAGUUCUUGCAGAAGGUGGAUUCGCCGUAGUCUUCCUAGUCAAAUCUUCAGGUGGUCGAUAUGCCCUUAAACGUAUGUAUGUCAACAAUGAACAUGAUCUCAAUGUUUGCAAGAGAGAGAUACAAAUCGCGAGUAACCUGAGUGGUCACAAGAACAUUAUAGGAUAUGUGGACAGCAGUAUUAGUCACACAGGGGGUGGAGUUCACGAACUUCUGCUCCUUAUGCCGUUUUGCAAAUCUCAAGUUCUUCAAAUGAUGAAUAGCAGAUUACAAACUGGAUUCACUGAACCAGAAGUGCUUCAAAUAUUUUGUGAUGUUUGUGAAGCUGUCUCUCGUUUACAUCAUUGUCAAACGCCUAUUGUUCAUAGAGAUCUUAAGGUGGAAAAUAUACUAUUAGCAGAAACGGGAAAUUAUGUUUUGUGUGAUUUUGGUUCGGCCACGGGAAAAACUCUGAAUCCAAAUGUUCAAGGAGCUUCGACUGUCGAGGAGGAAAUUAAAAAAUACACGACUCUUAGUUAUCGAGCCCCAGAAAUGGUGGAUAUGUAUUGUGGAAAAGCAAUUACUACCAAAGCAGAUAUUUGGGCACUCGGCUGUUUACUUUAUAAGCUGUGCUUUUUUACACUACCAUUUGGAGAAAGUACACUUGCCAUACAAUCUGGAAAUUUUUCUAUUCCCGAUAAUUCAAGGUAUAGCCGAGGACUUCACUCGUUAAUUCGCUAUAUGCUUGAACCUGAUCCAGAUUUACGACCUGAUAUCUAUCAAGUUUCAGUUAUUGCCUUUCAACUUCAAGGCAAAGAAUGUCCAGUACAAAAUUUACAUAAAGUUUCAACGCCAACAGUGGAUAGUUUGCAAUCACCGCCAAUGGAAUCGGAAUGCGUGAAACGUUCGUCAUCGAUAAAAAUCACAAAACCAACUCUCAUCACAGCAACAGUUGAAGGAACAUCGGUGACGCCACGGCAACGACCAAAAGGCCAAGGCGUCACAACAGGUCCAAUUAGUCUUAGUGGACAAAUUGUGGCGCAAAUAUCCGGUCAGGGUAAUCAAUUACCGCCCCAGGGAAAUGCUGUUUCUUAUAUACAAAUUAAUCAACAAAUAACGCCAAUAAAUACACCACAAGCGUCAUUUGUCACUGGAAAUAUUGUACAGCAAAAUAUUUCCGUUAAUUCACAGCAACAAACAUUACAACUGUCAUCGUCAUCGACUCAAUUCAAUCCAGUCUCACCACUUCUUGUCUCACCAAAUCAAAAUGUUGCAACAUUUGGUCAAAAUUCGGCAACACAAUCAUUUAAUCAUUCGCAGAGUCCAUUGAUAAGUCAUUCGCCAUUAACGCAACAAUCACCAGUCACUGUUCAGGAGAAAAAUAAUACAUUUUAUUUUGAUUCAAAACCACUUGAGACGAAGGCAAAUGAUGACAAUCUUGAAGCUCUCUUUCCAGCGUCAGGUUAUCCGGAUCCAUUUAAAGACGAUACUCGAACAAUGCCACCGCCGGCGAAAAUUCCACCGUCGGUUGCACCAAAGCCAGGAGUAACAAAAAUGACCCUUGGAAAUUUAACAAAUUCAGGUCCAACGUCGUUAAUUGGCGGUGCACAAUUAACGGCAAAAUUAACACCGAAUAAAUUAACGAAUACAAUGACACCUCCAAUUUUACCAAAGCCAGUUUCCGUUAAAACCGAAAGUUUAAGUCAAAAUAUUAAUUCAAGCAAUUCGCCGCCUGAUAGUCCAACUUUAAUUUCUUCGAGGCAUCGAAGAAAUGUCAGUGAUACAAGUGCAUUCAAUAAAGUAUUUGCUAAUGAGACAUCGCAAUUUUUGGCUCCUUAUGAGGCUUCGGUGAAACCACGUCAGGACGAUCCUUUGACACCGGAGGUGCCAAUUGAAAUAAAGCCUGUAAUUGGUGCCAGCGCUUCGCAUGUACGUGUUGGGGAGCUUUCAAGUGUCACAGGUAUGGAAAGUCGUUCACUUAGUGCAGAUGUAUCGGCUUGGAAUCCAUUUGAAGAUGCUCAACCAUUUAGUCACCUAACAGAGGAUCAUAUUUUUGGUGCUGAAUUUGAUAAAAUUAGAAGAGGAAGCAAUAGCAGUAUCAGUGGUGUCAAAAGUCGUGAAAGUUUAGUUAUGUCUUACACGGAAGUGCCCGAGGAUCCUUUCGAAUCGGCUCCAUUCAGUUUACCUGCAAGCAAAAAGAAUAAACUGGGAUCAAAGGCGACGGCAAUUGCUGGAGGAGUGAUCAAUGAAGAAAGGGAGAAAAUAUUCACGCACUGGAGUCCGGAAGCGGAAAGCGCCGCUGGAAUUGACGACGAAGCGUCGUUAAUUGCAGAAUCUAGUCCCGUCUCGCCACCAUUUGUGAAAGCGCCAAUCGAAGAUCGUUCGAAAUACGAAAAACUUGCUUUCAACGCCGACGAAGUGUCGAGUGACGACAGCGAUAAGGAAAUCGUCCAACGUAACGUUGAUCGUACCAAAAAGAAGAGACGACGUAUAAAGGGAGUGUUAAAUCGCAGAAAAAAGGAGACCACCCAAGAUUUGAAUAACGCACCAAUUGAAUACGAAUCAGACGAUUCAAUCGGUUCGGCAUCCGAUUUGAAGGCAAUGAACGACGAGGAUUGUAACGGCGACAAUGAGGACGAGAGGGAAAAAAUUGACGAAACAAUAUCCGAGAGUGUGAGAACGUGCGGAAGUUCCGCAUAUCACGCCGAAUGUGAAUCGGUAGCGACCCAUGAGGACGAUCAUCGGUUAAAAAAAUCGAGACGUUAUCAUCAUCAUCAUCGGGAGACUUUACCGACAAUCGAAGCCGAUCCGAUUGUCGGCCAUCAAUACGGAGAGAAGCCACUUUUACUCGACGACGAACUCGAUCCAGAAGCGAAACCAGAGCAAAUUCACGCCGAUCCGUUUGUUGGUCAUCAGUACAAAUAUCAGACAACAUCGAAAUUGAAUGACAGUUCCUCGGAUGAAAAAUCGAAAGUCAAGAAUGGAAUCUGGAGAAUUGAGGAGGACGUCUUCGCUUUGGCGCCUUUCCCAAGAUCGAGUAGUUCGAGAAAAAGUAGCUGUCACAGUCCAAAAAAUCCAAGUAUCAACGAUUCGCCACACAAUUCAACGCCAAUUACAAGCUCGCCGAUUAUUUCCACAACUCUCGUCAACAUUGACGAUGAUGAUAAUGAUAAUUUCGAUCUGGAGAAUAAGGAUCUAUUCGGUUCAUCGCCAUUCACAUUUAAACCAAAUUCAUUCAACAAUAUUGGCACGUACAAUUAUCAAGAAGAGCGACAAGAAUUUUUUCCCGAGAGCUUCAUCACCUCAAUGUCGAAAUUCGGCAGAGUUACCGUUCAAUCCACAUGUCCUGUCAACGAUCAAAAAGAUCUCUUCGGAUCGAUACCAUUCGAGGAAUUGAAUAUUCUGCAAGAACGUCCAAAUUCACUUCCAUUGUCGCAAUCGCCGAAUUUUGUUGACAACGCCUUGACGUCAAUUCUAUCGACGAGCGUGCAAUCGGAACAACAAUUCACACGACAAAUGGAGCACGCGACACGAAUUACAAUCCAGGCGACGAAUAGUGUUUCGAGAACGGAUUUAAAUUCGGAUAUUGUGUCGCCAAUGUCGCCGGAACCAUUGAUGAACGACUCGCCCAAGUAUAAAAAGGAGAAAUUGUCGAAAACGGAUAAGUCGAGAUAUCAUUUGAUUAAUGAGAAUCGAAAUGAUUGUAUUAAUGUUCUGCCGGCGGUGAAAAUUGGACAGAAGAAUAAGGGUUCGAGUUAUAAGAAGACGCCGAAAGGUAAGAAAAGUCCAUCUGUUGCGACGGCGGGUGUUAGUAAUAUGAGUUUUGAGGAUUUUCCGAGUGAUGAGAAUAAUGAUGAUAGACAUACGAGUUCUUCGACGAUUAUGACGCCGUUUGAGGUGAUACGCGAGCCUGAAAAGAGGUUUGGCUCGUUGAAACGGAGAAGUAAUCCGUUCACUUGAGGGCACGUUAGUGGGAAACUGGAUCAAGUUGUUCGGAGAUACGCUGAUGUUUUAUCUGGAAGAAGAUGUAAUAAAUUUCAAUUUUAAGUUUUUUUUUUGUUCUUACGAAUGGAAAAUAGUGGAAGACUUCUUGGGGAGAAAACUCAUUAUUCACGAAUUCGGAACAUAAAAGUGGAAAUCAAAAUCACUUUUUAUAAAAAUUAUUAGUUAGAAUAAUUCCACUAUUAAUAGUACGAUCUUUUAAACAGAAUUUUAUUAGCUCAAUUUAUUAUAAAAAUUAAUAUAUUUAGUUAUUUGAAAAUUCUUCCUCAUAAAAUUCUGUUCAAUAAAUACUCCAACCUAUAAAUUUUAGAUAGAAUUUUAUUAGA
Leptopilina heterotoma is the source of this 4677-nucleotide messenger RNA. It is a transcript of the gene Nak, whose product is annotated as AP2-associated protein kinase 1. The record is from RefSeq and is a predicted model, not a curated record. Gene Ontology annotation, biological process: protein phosphorylation. NCBI's taxonomy places the organism in Eukaryota, Metazoa, Arthropoda, Insecta, Hymenoptera, Figitidae. The transcript is spliced from 13 exons. Gene Ontology annotation, molecular function: ATP binding; protein kinase activity. The coding region runs from base 272 to 4309 and encodes 1345 amino acids.